Mobula hypostoma (lesser devil ray) is the source of this 4394-nucleotide messenger RNA. Its product is annotated as beta-1,3-galactosyltransferase 5-like. Gene Ontology annotation, cellular component: endoplasmic reticulum; Golgi membrane. NCBI's taxonomy places the organism in Eukaryota, Metazoa, Chordata, Chondrichthyes, Myliobatiformes, Myliobatidae. Gene Ontology annotation, molecular function: N-acetyl-beta-D-glucosaminide beta-(1,3)-galactosyltransferase activity. The record is from RefSeq and is a predicted model, not a curated record. Bases 1 to 1329 code for a protein of 442 amino acids. The transcript has 3 exons.
AUGAGGAUGCAGUUGCCGUGCAGUGGCGCCGCCUCGCCAGCGCGGGGCGCUGUGGACCACAGGUGCGAGUCCGCACUGAGCCGCCCCGACCACCGGCAACACGCGUUCUUCUCAAACGAGACUCGACGCCGGCACCAAGACAGGGACCGGGACUCAUCUCCUGCUCCCGAUCUGAAGGUGAGCACGGCCGUCGCAUCGGCUGGGGCGGUUUUAACCCGAACGCCGACCCUGUGGGUCAGGCAGAACCACAGACCGCGCCUCCUAAACUCCGGCGCCGCCGUGUCGCACCUGCCCAGCUGGAAAGAGAAACGAACCGAAGCCAGCCGAUUCGUGCGGAGUUCACUUGGGAACAAUUCGGCAGCUGGAGCUUCCAGCCGAUGGCAGCAGCUCUUCAGCAGGCCAUUAUGUGGCCAACGGUUCUUGAAGACUGGCUUCCUCUUCCUCCUUGCUUUUAGUCUCGGAUUGUGGUGCAGAUACUGGAGCCCCAGUGCCGCCCAGACCUGUUGUCAAUCCCGGUUAAACGGCACCUCCUUCAUGAUGCGGCCGACCCGCGGGUGCAACAGCAGCGCCCCCUUCCUCGUCCUGCUCGUCAUGAGCUCCCCUGGAGAGUUCGAGUCUCGCUCGGCCGUCCGCCAAACCUGGGGGAGCGAGCGGUGGUUCGGCGAGGCGAGGGCCGUCACCUAUUUCGUGCUGGGACACGGGCGGGAGCGGCAGGACUGGAUUCGACGGGAGGGCGCCCUGUACCGGGACAUCAUCCAGGGUGAUUUCGAUGACACGUACUACAACCUGACCCGGAAGGUGCUGGUGGGCCUGGAGUGGCUCUGCUGCUACUGCCCCUCCGCCUCCUUCGUGAUGAAGACCGACUCCGACAUGUUUGUCAACACGGACUACCUGCUGGAGCUCCUGAUCGACAUCGUCCCCAGGAAAUUUGUCACCGGGUUCAUUUUCAAAAACUUCCCGCCCACCCGCGUCACCUGGAGCCGCUGGUACAUCAGCAAGGAGGAGUACCCCGGGAAAACGUACCCACCGUUCUGUUCCGGAUCAGGGUACGUCCUGUCCGGCGACGUGGCCUGCGGUGUGUGGAACAUCUCCGGCACCGCGCCGAUGUUCAGACUGGAGGACGUCUACAUGGGGCUGCGUCUCGCAGAUCUGAAGGUAGAGCCGGUGUCCUUCCACCCCCCGCCCGUGUUCUUCAACCGCAGGGUACAGUACAACGUCUGCACCUACCGGCGGCUCGUCACCGCACAUGCUGUUGGGAACCCGGAGAAGCUGCUCUACUGGAGGGAGGUUCGGGACUUGGCCAAGCACAAAUGUCCGGGAGACGGGUAACGGAAGACCCGUUCCCUAUUAUUCCGUGUGGGGGACAGGGCAGGGUCUAUUCAGCAUGGGAGUGCGGGGGUGGUGGUGGGUGGGGGAGAAGGAAGGGAAAGUCGAACCAGCAGCGAGAGAGAGGGGAAGAGAUGAGUGGAUGGAGAGCGAGGGUUCAGAGAGAGAGAGAGGCCGGAGAGGAAAUUGAAGGAGAGGGAAAAAACAUAUUGGGAACGGGACAGGGUUUCGGCGAAGUGGAGAGAAUUUGAUAAGGAACAGGAAAUAAAUAUAAACCCAGUCCCUGUAAAAAGCAUUCACACCCCACCCCCCCAGAAGUCCUCAUGCAUUUUUGGUUUUGCAACAUUGAAUCACAGUGGAUGCAGUUUGGUGCUUUUGAGUCCGGCCAACAAGUGAAAAAGACCCUUUAGUGUCAAAAUGAAGAUACUUUCUACAAAUUGUUCCAAUAAUUACCUGGGGAUACGAAUUGACAAUAAACUGGACUGGUCAAAGAACACUGAGGCUGUGUACAAGAAGGGUCAGAGCCGUCUCUAUUUCCUGAGGAGACUGAGGUCCUUUAACAUCUGCCGGACGAUGCUGAGGAUGUUCUAUGAGUCUGUGGUGGCCAGUGCGAUCAUGUUUACUGUUGUGUGCUGGGGCAGCAGGCUGAGGGUAGCAGACACCAACAGAAUCAACAAACUCAUUCGUAAGGCCAGUGAUGUUGUGGGGAUGGAACUGGACUCUCUCACGGUGGUGUCUGAAAAGAGGAUGCUGUCUAAGUUGCAUGCCAUCUUGGACAAUGUCUCCCAUCCACCACAUAAUGUACUGGGUGGGCACAGGAGUACAUUCAGCCAGAGACUCAUUCCACCGAGAUGCAGCACAGAGUGUCAUAGGAAGUCAUUCCUGCCUGUGGCCAUCAAACUUUACAACUCCUCCCUUGGAGGGUCAGACACCCUGAGCCAAUAGGUUGGUCCUGGAUUUAUUCCAUAAUUUACUGGCAUAAUUUACAUAAUACUAUUUAACUAUUUAUGGUUCUAUUACUAUUUAUUACUUAUGGUGCAACUGUAACGAAAACCAAUUUCCCCCGGGAUCAAUAAAGUAUGACUAUGACUAUGACUAUGAAAUAAAUUUACUGAGGUAGCCUCCUUCUUCUUCUUCUCCUUCGGCUGUCCAUCGUUUUUCGAUGUUGACUGAGGCCUGGGCAAGGUUGUAUGGAAGACCGGCAGUUGCCCAUGCUGCAAGUCUCCCCUCUCCGUGCCACCGAUGUUGUCCAAGGGAAGGGCACUAGGACCUAUACAGCUUGGCUCCUCCAUUGUAGGAGGCCUCCACUGCUUCACUGGGCUGAGAAUUCCAUAGAUUCACCACCCUCUGGGAAAAGCAGUUCCUCCUCAUCUCCUUCCUAAGUCUACUCCCCCCCCCCCACCGCCCCAAAUCUUGAGGUUAUGUCCUCUAGUUCUUCUCUCAGCAACCAGUGGAGAAUAACUUUCCUGCCCCUAUCUUACCUAUCCCUUUCAUAAUGUUGUAUGUUUGUAUAAGAUCUCCUCUCAUUCUUCUGAAUUCCAGUGAGUACAGUCCCAGGUGACUCAAUCUUUCCUCGCAGUCUAACCCCCUCCUCUCUGGAAUCAAGCUGGUGAACCUCCUCUGCACCGCCUCCAAAACCAGUCUAUCCUUCCUCAAGUAUGGAGACCAGAACUGCACACAGUACUCCAGGUGUGGCCUCACCAGUACCCUGUAUAGUUGCAGCAUCACCUCCCUGCUCAUGAAUUCAAUCCCUCCAGCAAUGAAGAACAACUUCCCAUUUGUCUUCUCGAUAGCCUGUUGUACCUGCAAACCAACCUCAGGCACUCCCAAGUCCCUCUGCACAGCAGCAAGCUGCAAUUUUUUUUAACCAUUUAAACAGUCAUCUGCUCUAACUGGGUUUUCAUGUGAGUGUUUUUUUUGCCAACAGUGGCUUUCUCUUUGCCAUUGCCCUGUAAAGCUGUGACUGGUGAAGCUCCCAGACAAUGGUUGUUGUGUGUGCAGCCUCUCCCACCUCAACCACUGAAGCUUCUAACUCCUGCAGCAUUGCCGUGUGUCUCUCGGUGGCCUCCCUCACUAGUCCCCUUCUUGUAUGGUCACUCAGUUUUGAGGACGGCCUGCUCUAGGCAGAUUUACACCUGUGGCAUACUCUUUCCAUUUCUUGAUGAUUGCAGAAUCAACAAACUCAUUCGUAAGGCCAGUGAUGUUGUGGGGAUGGAACUGGACUCUCUCACGGUGGUGUCUGAAAAGAGGAUGCUGUCCAAGUUGCAUUCCAUCUUGGACAAUGUCUCCCAUCCACUACAUAAUGUACUGGGUGGGCACAGGAGUACAUUCAGCCAGAGACUCAUUCCACCGAGAUGCAGCACAGAGCAUCAUAGGAAGUCAUUCCUGCCUGUGGCCAUCAAACUUUACAACUCCUCUCUUGGAGGGUCAGACACCCUGAGCCAAUAGGCUGGUCCUGGACUUAUUUCCUGGCAUAAUUUACAUAUUACUAUUUAACUAUUUAUGGUUCUAUUACUAUUUGUUAUUUAUGGUGCAACUGUAAUGAAAACCAAUUUCCCCCAGGAUCAAUAAGGUCUGACUAUGACUAUGACUUAACUGUACUCCACAGGGAGAGUCAGUGACUUGGAAAUUUUCAUCAAUCCAUCUCCUGACUUUUGCUUUUCAGUAAACUUUUUUUUUGUUGGAGCGGCUCUGAGCGUUCUUUUGUCUUCAUGGCGCAGUUUUUGGCCAAGACGCUGACUCACCAGCAGUUGGACCUUCCAGCUGCUGGUGUAUUUAAAACUGCAAUCAAUCAAAACACCUUGACUGCACACAGCUCUCCAGGAACAGACCUCCGUUUGACUAUUGCUGUGACUUCCAAAACCAAUUGGCUGCGCCGGUGAUGAUUUGGUGUAACUUAUCAAAGGGGAGGUAAUCCACUUUGUACAGAUCUGUUUUCUCUUUGACACGAAAGAUUUUUUCCCCCAGUUCGUCAGUGUCAAAAAUAAACACUUUAAAUCCACCGUGAUUCAUUGUUGUAAAACAACAAAGCAUGAAAACUUCCAAGGGGCUGCGGGGGGCGGGGAGGG